UGCUCUGUUUCCUGUGGAAAAGGUUUGAAGUUUCGUGACGUGCAUUGUUUUAAUAGCUUCCAAACUAAAAUAGAAGAAGGAAACUGCAGACAUUUGAAAAAACCACGGAUGUACAAAAUAUGUAGAGCUGGAAGAUGUCCUGCUUGGAAGGCCAGCAGAUGGAAAGAGUGUUCUGUAUCCUGUGGAGUGGGGAUUCAGCAAAGGGACAUCUACUGUCAGCUGAAGGGCCUGGGUCAAGUCAGUGAAGCAAUGUGUCAUCAUGAUACCCGGCCCGCUAGCCAGAGGCAUUGCCGGCUGCCCACCUGCAUGCAGUACCAGUGGCUGGCAGACGAAUGGGAAGAUUGUUCGGCACCAUAUAGAAGAGGAAAGGAAAUAUAUCGAAAGGUUAAGUGUGUGGACAGAAACCAGAUGCAAGUGGAUGAAAGUUUCUGUGAUCCUGCCACAAAACCUCUAUCAACCAAAAGCUGCAGGAUAGCUCCCUCUAAAUAUGUUGUGCUUACAGGAGAACUGUCACAGUGCUCAGCCAGUUGUGAGUUUGGUUACCUGGAGAGGAUCACAUACUGCGUUGGAAUCUAUUCUGUUCAAAAUCAGCAUGCCCAUGGCCUUCGACCUGUGUCGUACCGAGAAUGCCCAGUAGAGCCAUCCCCGUACGUUUAUAAAUGCAAUAUCAAAGGAUGUUCACAGCCAGCUACCUGGAGAGUGGGGAAGUGGACCAAGUGCUCAGUGUCGUGUGGAGUGGGGGUAAAGGAGAGAGCUGUAGAAUGUAUGACUGAAAACGGCUUAUCCAGUGACUUGUGCCUGCCACGUUUAAAACCAGAUGCCAGAAAGGUCUGCCAUGAGGAAGAAUGUGAAAUUCUGACCACCUGCAAAGAUAUCCAGAUUAAAAAGGGGAUUAAAAAGGAUGGUGAAUACCUACUAAACAUUAAGGGAAAGAUAAUAAAGAUUUAUUGUUCGGGCAUGCACUUAGAGAGUCCCAAAGAAUAUUUGACAUUGGUAAAAGGUGAAGCAGACAACUUUUCUGAAGUAUACGGAUUCAGGUUGCAGAACCCAUAUGAAUGCCCUUUCAAUGGAAGCAGAAGGCAAGACUGUGCCUGUCGAAAUGAUUACCUUGCAGCUGGCUAUACGGUUUUUAGCAAAAUAAGGUUUGAAGUAGCCUCCAUGCAAAUUAAAACCACAGAUUUUCUUUUUGCUCAGACUUUACUUGGGAGAGCAGUUCCGUUUGCUACAGCUGGAGAUUGCUACAGUGCUGCCAGAUGUCCACAGGGACAGUUCAGCAUUAAUUUGGCUGGUACAGGUCUGAAAUUAUCCAGUACAGUUAGAUGGAUUGCUCAGGGCAACUAUGCAACUGCUGACAUACACAAAUCCCACGAUGGUACUAAAAUAUAUGGAAGAUGUGGAGGAUUUUGUGGAAAAUGUAUUCCUAACACAAUUAUUGGUCUCCAACUUCAAAUACA
Molecule: messenger RNA, 1454 nt
Organism: Eurypyga helias (sunbittern)
Lineage: Eukaryota; Metazoa; Chordata; Aves; Eurypygiformes; Eurypygidae
Product: A disintegrin and metalloproteinase with thrombospondin motifs 20-like
Exons: 11
Molecular function (GO): zinc ion binding; metalloendopeptidase activity
Source: RefSeq, a predicted model, not a curated record